This is a messenger RNA of Sinocyclocheilus grahami, 993 nucleotides long. RefSeq names its product prolyl 4-hydroxylase subunit alpha-2-like. NCBI's taxonomy places the organism in Eukaryota, Metazoa, Chordata, Actinopteri, Cypriniformes, Cyprinidae. The record is from RefSeq and is a predicted model, not a curated record. Gene Ontology annotation, cellular component: endoplasmic reticulum. The coding region runs from base 1 to 984 and encodes 327 amino acids. Gene Ontology annotation, molecular function: procollagen-proline 4-dioxygenase activity; protein binding; L-ascorbic acid binding. The transcript has 11 exons. Gene Ontology annotation, biological process: peptidyl-proline hydroxylation to 4-hydroxy-L-proline.
AUGACUGGCCAAAUGACAGACCUGAUAUUUGCAGAGAGGGAGCUUGUCCAAUCCCUGAAAGAAUACAUUGAAGCAGAAGAGUUGAAACUCGAAGCUGUGAAGAGCUGGGCUAAUAAACUGGAUAUGCUGACCCGUGCAUCCACGUCGGACCCUGAAGGCUUCCUGGCUCACCCGGUGAAUGCCUACAAGCUGAUGAAGAGACUCAACACCGAGUGGUCCGAAUUAGAGAGUCUGGUGCUGCAGGACCCGUCAGAUGGCUUCAUAUCAAACAUGUCUGUGCACAGACAGAAUUUCCCUGAUGAUGAGGACGAGAAGGGAGCAGCCAAAGCGCUUAUGCGUCUGCAGGACACGUAUAAACUGGACUCGGAAAGUUUCUCCAAAGGCAAUCUGCCAGGUCAGAGGCAGCACUCUGAGACUGUCAUUGCAACACUUUCAAAAGAGGAACAAAUCAAAUACAUCCUUACUAUCAGAAUGACUUCAAAGAGACGUAGCAGACUGUUGUGCCGUUAUCAGGAUGGCAACAGGAACCCGCGUCUGCUGCUCAAGCCAAUGAAGGAGGAGGAUGAGUGGGACAGUCCUCAUAUCGUUCGCUUUCUGGAGGCCCUCUCUGAUGAAGAGAUAAAGAAGAUCAAGGAGCUGGCCAAACCCAAGCUUUCAAGAGCCACAGUCCGAGACCCAAACACAGGUGUUCUGACGGUCGCCCAUUACAGAGUUUCCAAAAGCGCGUGGUUAGAAGAGGAAGAUGAUCCAGUGAUCGCUCGGGUCAAUCAGAGAAUAGAGGACGUCACUGGAUUAUCUGUAAACACCGCAGAACUUCUACAGGUGGCUAACUAUGGCGUUGGAGGUCAAUAUGAACCACAUUAUGAUUUCUCAAGGCGUCCUUUUGACGGCAACCUCAAGGUUGAUGGAAAUAGACUUGCCACCUUUCUGAACUACGUAAGUACAUGUGUUGUGCUUCUGCCGCUCUGCCUGUCUUUACUCUAGCAUUUUAUC